Pogonomyrmex barbatus (red harvester ant) is the source of this 475-nucleotide messenger RNA. RefSeq lists its product as uncharacterized. NCBI's taxonomy places the organism in Eukaryota, Metazoa, Arthropoda, Insecta, Hymenoptera, Formicidae. The record is from RefSeq and is a predicted model, not a curated record.
AAGCCGCGGGUCUCCACAGUCUCGCUGACGUGAGACGAGGAGCUCAAUGUCGUAUGGUGCUCCUUGCAAUACGUACGAUAUUCGCGAUAUUCCGAAAGCGAAAAGUCGCAGCAGUUUCGUUUCAGAGGAUCAUUGGGACCACACGUGACACCGAUCUUCGCGCUCAUUCUAGGGGGAAUAUAUGUUAUGAUUUUGCCUCUGCGAGGCGAAGCGAGGCAAGGCGAGGCGAGGCGGUGGCGAGGCGACGGGACGCAAGGGUGAGUUGUGAACCGCAACUGCGCGAUGGUGCGAAUUGCGCGUUUUGCGAAGGGGGUGCCGGCUCGGAACGGCGAGUACGCAGUCGCGCGAGAUUCCCCGGGAAUCGGGUCUUUCCGGGUCUGCGACACGGUUUUCCCCUUACUCGGUUGACUUUGGCGCCUGUGAUAGUCGACGACGCGACGGCGACGCUCACGGACUAGCUCGUUCGUUCUCGCAA